Colletotrichum paranaense is the source of this 876-nucleotide messenger RNA. Its product is annotated as short chain dehydrogenase. The record is from RefSeq and is a predicted model, not a curated record. NCBI's taxonomy places the organism in Eukaryota, Fungi, Ascomycota, Sordariomycetes, Glomerellales, Glomerellaceae. Gene Ontology annotation, molecular function: oxidoreductase activity. The transcript is spliced from 2 exons. The coding region runs from base 1 to 876 and encodes 291 amino acids.
AUGGCCGAAGCACAGCUCCACGACUUUCCCUCCCUCUUCUCCCUCAAGGGCAAGGUCGCCGUCGUCACCGGCGGCUCUCGCGGUCUUGGUCUGCACGCCGCCUCAGCCUUCCUCCAAGCCGGUGCCUCCAAAGUCUUCAUCUCCUCCCGCAAGGGCAAAGCCUGCGAAGAGGCAUGCAAGGCCCUCAACGCCCUGCCCAACCUCCAGCCCGGCGCCGUCGCGAUCCCGGUCCCCGCGGACGCGGCGUCCAUCAAGGGCGUGGAGCACCUCGUCGCCGAGGUCAAGAAGCACGCCGACCGCGUCGAUAUCCUGUUCGCCAACGCGGGCGCUACCUGGGGCGAGGCGUUCGAUACCCACCCGGACGAGGCGUUUGCCAAGGUGAUGGAUUUGAACGUCAAGGGCGUGUUUAACACCAUUCGGCUGUUUACGCCGCUGCUCGAGAAGAGCGUGGCUGCGAACAAGAGCGCUGGCGGCGAGCCGGCAAAGGUUAUCAUCACGGCGUCUGUUGCGGGCUUGGGGGUCGGUACGCUGGGCAAGCAGGGCACGUAUGGGUACAGCGCCAGCAAGGCCGCCGUAUUGCACCUCGGUCGCAACUUGGCGCUGGAGCUUGCUCCCAGAGGGAUUACCGUGAAUUCCAUUGCCCCCGGCUUCUUCCCGAGUAAGAUGUCCAACGGGUUGUUGGAGAUUGGUGGCGGCGCGGAUAAGAUUGGCAAGGGGAACCCGAUGGGUCGGCUGGGACGGCCGGAGGAUAUCGCGGGCGCGGUGGUGUACCUUGCUAGUCGCGCGGGUUCGCAUGUUAACGGGGAGGUUAUUGCUAUUGAUGGUGGGUCGUUGUGGCAGAGGGGGGAGUUGAACGUUCCUCCUAGUAAGUUGUAA